AUGUCGAAGUUAGUGUUCACAACAAAAGGGAAAGAACACAUUAUUAAGAAGAACGUCAUUCACAACCUCCAAUCUAGUGCUUCAUAUAGAAUUGGAAACACACAAGUAGUUUGUGGGAUUAGUACUGAGAUAGUUCAAAUGAUUCAAGAUGGAAAAGAACCACAACACAUUGAGGUCGAAAUAAAAAGAAGUGGAUUAAAUGAAGAUAAAUCAGCUAUGAUUGAGAGUAUUCAGAAGUGGAUAGAAGAAGUAUUGAAUGACAAAGAUCUAUUUGGGAAUCGAGAAAAAUUUAUAGUUAGUACAGAAGACAAAGAAACAAGUUUUUACCAAAAGAUUCGUUUAGUUAAUUAUAUUAUUGAUGACGAUGGAUCAGUUUUUGAUGUAGCAAUUUUAGCAAGUAUCACAGCAUUACUUACACUUGAGUUGCAAGAAAUGAAAAUUGGAUUGGAUGGAUUAUGUUCAUAUGAUAAAACAAAGAAAUAUCAACUCCAUUUCAAUUAUCAUCCAAUUCCAUUCAGUUUCUUUAUGGAAAAUGGAACAAAAACAACAGCAUAUUUAUCAUUUAUUCUCACAGAAACAGAAAUUAAUCAUAUUCACAUCCAUGGAGGUGAAUCAGUUAUUUCACCAGAAUUAUUAUUAGGAUGUACUAGUAGAUGUAGAACAAUCUUUGAUACAUACGUUAAACGAUUAAUUGAAUGA
Molecule: messenger RNA, 699 nt
Organism: Entamoeba dispar SAW760
Lineage: Eukaryota; Evosea; Mastigamoebida; Endamoebidae
Exons: 2
Coding region: 1-699 (232 amino acids)
Biological process (GO): exonucleolytic trimming to generate mature 3'-end of 5.8S rRNA from tricistronic rRNA transcript (SSU-rRNA, 5.8S rRNA, LSU-rRNA); U5 snRNA 3'-end processing; U4 snRNA 3'-end processing
Cellular component (GO): nuclear exosome (RNase complex); cytoplasmic exosome (RNase complex)
Source: RefSeq, a predicted model, not a curated record